AUGGUCGUAGAAGGAGAAUAUUACGACGGUCCAUGCAAACUGUUAGAACUUCCCCAUUAUGUUAUGAGGAUACUGUUCUCUUAUUUAGAUGCAACUGCACUUUAUCAUUUGAGCAGAACUUGUAACUAUCUGAAAGAAUUUAUCCUUGACCCCUUGUUUUGGAGACAGAUUGAUGCUAGGGACGAUCCGAAUAUUUGUGAUAAAAUAGAAUAUUGUUCACAUAGAAUUCACUCGAGAACGACGCACCUAUAUUUAAGAGGGAACCUUAGUUUUAUAGACCUGCCAAUUAACUUUUUUAACAAUCUAAAGCCUUUUGAGAACUUGAAAGUGUUGGCACUAGAAAAUUUUAAACUUAGAGGGUCAAAGGUGACUUUAAGAGAUUUCCCAUUGGGUUUGGAAGAAUUAAGUUUGAGGAGAACUUAUGUUAAAAAUUCAGAUUACUUUUUUCAGCACUCUGUAAAAAGUAUGCCAAAAUUGCGGGUACUGAUUUUGGAUGAGUGUUCGUGGGUAACAUGCAGUUUUUUAUUGUCUGUUUCCAAAUAUGAACAUUUGGAAAUAAUUUCCAUAGUGAAAUGUUUAAGGGUUCAUUUGAAUAUGAUACCAUAUUUGAAUGUUGCCAAGCUGGGUUGCAAAAAGCUGAAAAUUUUUGAUUGCCGGUUCACAGGUAUAGGAGGAGAAUUACUUCGCACCUUCUACUCAAAAGACAAUCUCCAACGGCUUUACUUUCAGAGUUUCAGAUCAGCUGAAGUAGAUUACCAGGAAAAAAUUGUUAAUCACUGGGACAGUACUAGGAAAAAACAACCCAUAGAUGCUGCUUACACAGACAUGAGCAUUUCAGAUAUGCAUAUGUAUGAGUACAAUACAACAACUGCUAAGUCUAGAAAUGAGUUAGAAAAGAUUUCUGAUAGUGUUUUGUACAAGGAUCCUUAUCCAGAGUGUACUUGUGGAGGAGAAGGAAAGAGGGAUAGUGGCAAUGAUUCAAUUGUGACAUUAUCUGAUGAAGAUAUGGUACACAUACCUUCAGGAAGAGGUGAACCUAAAUUCGUAUGUGGCAAACAUAUGAAAGACAUAGUUAAUUUACCCAAGAAUUUCAAGGACUUUUUCCUAUCACAACAGCAACAAUUCAACCCAGCUUCAGACCUUCAUGUAGACUCCGAUUCGAAUUCUGAUGAGGAAGAGGAAGAUGGUGGUUGCUGUUAUUUUGGUAUGGGCACCAGUUUGAUAGUGCCAAGUAUGCAUGAUCGCACGCCAUCUGUGGGAGAGGAAAUGAGCCUGCCAGGAGAGGGAGCCAGUGCAAGAAACCAAUCGUUCCCGAGAGUUUAUGUAUUUAAUACGAACAGAGACAGAGAUAACAGUCCUGGGGAAAGCAGACGAGACAGUAAUUCCCCUACUACAUCAAGAUCGCAGUCAGAGAGGAGAAACUCCUUAGAAAAUUUCCCCGCGUCGAGUACAACAAAACGACGUCAUGACAACAGUGAUGGAGACAGUGACCAUGAAGCGGUACAAAGUAAAAGAUCAAAGAAAACAUCAUCUUCAUCUGCUUUUGAUGGGUUAACUACCGAAGCACAAGAAGCCUUGGUAAAUCAGCUGGUCGAAAGUGUUGAUGACGUCAGUGCUCGGAUAGAGAAAAUCAUGGAAGCUAACGGACUUACUGCUAGGGAUUUGGAAAGAAGGAGUUUGAGGUUAAUGGAUGAACCAUCGACGUCCCGAGACAGAAAUGGCACACACCGAUCCCCUUCUUGCUCCAACACCAGUGAUAAUCAACCUGGUAGUUCUUCUGCAACAAAUAACAGAACCAACAUGCCUUCCUGUUCGAGAACCGAUACUGCAAACGCCAGCAAUGGGCGUGAGAGGUUUCCUAGCAAUAGUAGCAGAAGCAACACAAAAGAUGGCGCUGGAAGAGUUGACUUGUCACCUAAUAGUAAUAAUUUAGGAAGAAUGUUACAGGCUGCCAAUCCGGGAUCGAAUAAUGGAGCAUAUGAGAGGCUGGACGAAAGAAUGGAAUUUCGAAUUAUCCAGGUCCAAGAUCACAACCACUGGAAAAUAAAAUGGAAAAUACCACUUAAACAGCUCUCCCUGAGAGGAUAUAGGAAAAUCAGCGACUUCACCCUCAGCUACAUAAAAAAUCUCGACAUAGAGUUGAUAGACUUGACAUACACCAGUGUUACCAAAAGUGGAAUCGAGAAUUUUCUUGUUCACAAUCCAAAUUGUAGGGUGAUCCAUCCCUUAUACUGUAUUUGUAAGCCCAAAAAUCCCCUUUUUUAA
Psylliodes chrysocephalus is the source of this 2265-nucleotide messenger RNA. NCBI's taxonomy places the organism in Eukaryota, Metazoa, Arthropoda, Insecta, Coleoptera, Chrysomelidae. The record is from the annotation of a GenBank genome assembly.